UCAAGAAAGAAUGGCAUCACCCUCCCAAGAUCUUCUUGAUGCUCAAACUCAUGUUUGGAACCACAUGUACAACUACAUAAACAGCUUGUCCCUAAGAUCUGCGCUUCAGCUACGGAUACCCGAUGUUAUCCACAGACACGGCAAGCCUAUGACGCUCUCUCAGCUGGCCAACGCCCUCUGCAUCAACACAGCAAAAUCCAAUGCCCUCUAUCGCCUCAUGCGAAUUCUAGUCCACUCCAAGUUCUUCGACAAGGUGAACAUCUCCGACCAAGAGGAGCCAGAAGAAGCUUAUUCUCUCACCGUGGCUUCACGUCUCUUGAUAGAAGAUGAUCCACUGAGCCUGGCUCCUUUUGCACUUCUCGCCACCAACCCGGCCUGGAUUGACACGUUCCAUCAUAUGAGUGAAUGGUUUCAUGACGAAUAUCCCACUGCGUUCUUCACCAAAAAUCAGAUGGAUCAAUGGGAGUUUGCAGCCAAAGAUGAGAAAUGGAAUCAAGGGUUUAAUGAGGCCAUGGCUUCUGAUGCACGCUUCGUGAGCAGCAUACUUAUUGAAGAAUACAAGCAUGUUUUUGAAGGGUUCAAGACGAUGGUGGAUGUCGGAGGUGGCACAGGAGGGGUGUCCAAGGCGUUGGCCGGGGCAUUUUCCGGGUUAAAAUGCAUCGUUCUCGACCAGCCACAUGUCGUUGGUAGCAUGGAAGGCUCUGAGAAUGUGAGGUUUGUCAGUGGAGACAUGUUUGACUUCAUUCCUCCUGCUGAUGCAGUUUUCCUCAAGUGGAUAAUACACGAUUGGGGCGACGAAGAUUGCAUCAAACUACUGAGAAAAUGCAAAGAAGCAAUAGUUCACAGCAAAAUUAAUGGUAAAAAAGUGAUUAUUGUGGACAUGGUUGUGGAUGAGGAGAAGCAAGCUCAUGAGGCAACUGAAACUCAACUGUUCAUGGAUGUGGUUAUGAUGGCUAAUUUUACUGGAAAAGAAAGAACUGAGAAAGAAUGGGCUAAUCUCUUUUCUGCUGCUGGCUUCAAAAAUUAUAAAAUCACUCCUACUUUAGGAGUCAGGUCUAUAAUUGAGGUGUUUCCGUGAUUGUUCACCUUGUCAUCUAAAAUUAUAUACUCUUAUGUAUAUAAAUAAAGUUACAUCUCGACGACGCAUGCCACGCCCAAGUUCGCCUAGCUAACUCCCAAGCCACAGCUCAUGCCCCAAAAGUAGGAUGGCCACAUAUCUCAAAGAUUAUAUCUGAAGUCCUUUGUAGAUUAGGAUAUACUAGUCUUUUAUAUACUCCACUUAUUACUUCCUUGUCCUGUUCAGAGUCGAGCAUAUCAUAAGCUCCAGGUUGGGUUUUCUUUGUCGGUUCUUUCCCAUUACCUUUUAAGAAUGAAUUUAGUUAAAUCUUA
This is a messenger RNA of Salvia hispanica, 1389 nucleotides long. RefSeq names its product 8-hydroxyquercetin 8-O-methyltransferase-like. Gene Ontology annotation, molecular function: protein dimerization activity; O-methyltransferase activity. The record is from RefSeq and is a predicted model, not a curated record. Lineage: Eukaryota; Viridiplantae; Streptophyta; Magnoliopsida; Lamiales; Lamiaceae.